GAGCUGGUGGAUGCGCCGUGCUUGGAGCUCAGUGGGGACCUGUUGAUAGCCCACCGGCGGUGCAAUGGGAGGUGCCAAACAGAGAAGAAUGACAUUUAACUGAGGCAGAGCAUCACAGAGAAACAAUUCAUCAGAACAAUCUGUCAGGCUGCGAUGGAGAUCAUGGAUACUCAGUGUGCCUUGGAGGCUGUCGAGAGACUGCAAGCCAGACUGAAGGAGAGAGGAGAGGCCCCCACGCAGGAGAAACUCUCCCUCCUAAAGACCGUCCUGCAGAGCCCCCUGUUCCAUCACAUACUCAGCUUACAGCGAGCUCAGCGGAAGCCCCCAGCGAAGUCUUACCAAGGGAAGGGCAUUUCCAAAUCUGUGUCCAUGAACUGCGGCCCCUGCCAGGGCAUGCCACAGGGACUGAGCCACAGUGACUCAUACACAUGGGCCAUGGAGAACCGAAGGCCCAGCACUGCCAGAUCCACGCACAGGGACGGCAGCAUGUCUUCUCUGGGCUCGCACGAUCUGUCUUUCUCUGGCAUUUACCCAGACAAGUGCAUUCAAACUGAAUCCCAGUACUGCACUCCCCCUCGAAUCUCCCGAACCAUGUCGAUGGGGAGAAACCUGUCUGCUAUUGCUCACGAGAAACGUCACGUGGAGAUGAUAGAGCUGACCAACGAUGGGAAAGGCCUUGGCUUUGGCAUCAUAGGAGGCCGAAGCACCGGAGUCAUGGUUAAGACCAUCCUUCCUGGUGGAGCUGCUGGACAGGAUAAGCGUCUGCGUAGCGGAGAUCAAAUUCUGCGUAUCGGAGAUACAGAUUUGGCGGGCAUGAACAGCGAGCAGGUGGCACAGGUGCUGCGAAACGCCGGUAGCAAGGUGAAACUGCUCAUCGCCAGGGAUAUCAUUAAGGACAGCCACCUUUCCUCACCUGUACCCAGCCAUGGCAGCUUGGAGGACAAGCUCAGUGACUUGAAUGACGACUAUGAAUUCAGCGUGCAGUUCACUAAAAACACUCGCGGCCUGGGAUUCACCAUUUCCAGCUACAUAGGUGACUUAAACUCAGUCUACAGCGCCGGUGUGACCGUGAAGAGCAUAGUGAAAGGCAGCGCUGUCGACCACGAUGGACGCAUCCACAUCGGAGACAUCAUCCUAUCUGUGGACGGCCUGAGCCUACAGGGCUGCAGUGAGCAGCGUGCCAUGGAGGUGCUGAGGAGGACGGGUCCCCUGGUCAGACUGAGGUUGCUGAGGAAGGCUGUCCGUCUGAGUCACAUCCUGCCCCCGGUUCCUCCCCUGCAGCCCCUCCGACACUCCCACAGCUUCAGCGAGGGCAAUCCCUACAGAGUGGGCCUCAACAAGAUUCAAGAGACAGGAAUCUGCUCGCUGCGUGAGAUCUCCCGGCGUGCAGCAUACGCCAACAGGCGACCCCGACACGAUUCCAGAAACGGUGUGAAGCUGACACCAGCUGAGGAGGAAGACCUGAGGAAGAGGUGGCAGCAUGCAGUUGGCCCACGCUAUGAAGUUAUUGUGUGUCACCUGGAGCGUUUCGGCGAGACAAGUGGUCUUGGCAUCAGUCUGGAGGCUCGGGCGGGACACCACUAUCUGUGCUCCAUCUUACCUGAGGGGCCCGUCGGCCAAAGCGGCAAGAUCUUCACCGGAGAUCAAAUAUUGGAGGUGAAUGGGAUCCCUCUCAUUGGGGAGACACAUAAGGAGGUGGUCAAUAUUCUGAAGGAGCUGCCCAUGCACGUUUGCCUGGUGUGCUCCCGCAUCGUACCCCCCGUAAUCCCCGACAGCGAUGAGGAAGAUGACGGCGAUGACGUCCGUCUCACCCUGAAAGAGCUGCUGGCCGAGUUCAACGACAAGUUGGACCAGGGCUGUGUCAUUCCCUGUCCUACGGCUGAGGACAUCACCAAGCGUGGCGUCCCACCCAUGUCACCUCCUCUGGCCAUGUGGGAGAGAGAGGCUCAGGUGGUUGAGCUGGAGAAAGGCGAGUCGGGACUGGGCUUCAGUAUCCUGGACUACCAGGAUCCAGAAGACGCCACUAAAACUGUUCUGGUAAUCCGGUCCCUGGUGCCUGGAGGCGUAGCAGACCGAGAUGGCCGCCUGCUACCCGGUGACCGACUCAUGUUUGUUAAUGAAACCGAUUUGGAAGGUGCCAGCCUGGAUUAUGCCGUGCACGUCCUCAAGUCCACCGGCUACGGCCCGAUCCACAUUGGAGUUGCCAAACCACUGCCGCUGGAACUGUGCGGCGGACUAACACCCAUCUCGGAGGGGAGCGCUCGGGCUUCCUGCGAUGACACCGACAGCCACACUCAGAUCAGCCUGCUAGCCGAGGCAGGGGAGGCUACCACCAACACUGACACUUGUAACUCUGAGGAUAACAGCAUCAUCCAGCCGUGUUACACUGCAACGGAAGACCAGCCGCGUCAUCGCUUCGACAUCAUGGAAGAGGACGACGGGCGGCAGGCACCGCCUCCGCCACCCCGCAGCAGCUUCGAGAGGACGGUCACUGUUGUCCGGGGCAACCGUAGCCUUGGGAUGUCGGUGAGUGCUAUCAAGGACGGCUCAGGCAUGCUGGUGCGCAGCGUGGUCCAGGGGGGCUCUGUUAGCCAGGAUGGCAGGCUAGGGGUUGGGGACGCUAUCUUGGCCAUCAACGGAGAACCCACCUCCAACCUGACCAACGCCAGGGCCAGAGCCAUGCUCCGCAGACACUCUGUCAUAGGGCCAGAGAUGAGAUCUACCCGUGCAGAUCUCGACAGUCGGCGUGACUCGCCUCACAUAACCUAUGUUCCAGCCCAUCAGGUGGACGAGCACCGCAUCCGUCUGCGUUUACCGUCUCUGGCAUCCAUCGCAGCAGAAAACGCUGCUUCUUCUUCCUCACCGAACCCCUCUCCAGAACCCAGAUCCCCCGGUCCAGUCAGAGCAGCGGUUCCAGCUCCACCAGUUCCAGCUCCAGCUCCAUCUUCAUCCACCCUCAAACACUCAGCCUCGGUCAAAUUUAAAGCUGCAGCUCCGGGUCCAGCAGUAGUCACGGCCUCGUCUUCGUUCAAAGGCCCCACCAUCACGCCGGCCCCAGACUCAAGCUGGCAGAUGUCCAGGUCUUUACCUCACAAGAAGAAGAUGGAGGAGGGAAAAGAAGAUGGAGCGACUGUGGAGGAGAAAAAGAAGAACAAGAGUGUUGUAGACGGGAAAGCACCAAAGCUGGAGGUGGAGAUAAAGGUGGACGGUAAAGAGGACGGAGAAGAGGAGCUCCGUUCUCACACCACGGUGGAUUGGGAUCAACCCAGGAGUGUGCGGCUGAUUCGAGAAGCAGGCCAGUCCCUGGGCAUCAGCAUAAUGGGAGGCAGAGGCAUGGGCCGGAGACUGAGCAGUGGAGACAUGAUGAGGGGAGUCUUCAUCAAGCACAUCAGCCCCGACAGCCCGGCAGCACAUAAUGGUACCCUCCGGACUGGAGACAGGAUACUAGAGGUGUGCAGCGUGGACCUGAGAGACGCCAGCCACGAGCAGGCGGUGGAGGCCAUCCGCAGGGCCGGAGACUCCGUGGUGUUCCUGGUUCAGUCUGGACAGCAGAGAUCUCAGUCCCCAAUGCUCAUCAACCACGAGAGGCCGACGCCGCAGUCCAACUCUCACAGCAGCAAGGACGCAGAGACUCUCAGUGGUCUGUUCCUUAGUCUCUCUCCUACAAACCCCUUCACUCCCACCCCCUUUAAGGCACCUUCGCCGACAUCAGACAGAUUGGGUCGGAGAAGCCCCGUAACUGUCACAGCGCCGAUCACGGCGGCAGCAGAAGACGGCGGGGACGACGCCGGCAGAAAAAAGAUGCUUCAGCGUUAUGGCAGCCUGUCCGGGAAGCUUCACAUGAUUGAACUGGAGAAGGACCCUGCAGCUCACGGCCUAGGAAUCCGCCUCACGGGGAACAAGGACGGGUCCAGAGCCCGCAUGGGUGUCUAUGUGGCGGAGAUAGACCCUCAGGGCCCUGCUGGUUUAGACGGGAGGAUAUGGGUUGGUGAUGAGCUGCUGGAGAUCAACGGUCAGAUCUUGUACGGCCGGAGUCACCAAAACGCCUCCACCAUCAUCAAUAACGCCCCGGCUAAAGUCAAGAUCAUUCUCAUCAGGAAUAAAACAGAUCCGGGUCAGACGACCCAGGAAACCAGAACAGAGUGUGAGGACAGAGUGGACUCUGCAGAGCCUGGAGGAUUAUCCAGAGACACCCAGCACAUCACUCUGCCUCAGGAUCACGUAGAUCUUGGACUCUGCCUGGAGGAGUCCAAGGAAGGAGUGGUUGUCAGGUCCUUGAUCCAUCACGGCACAGCCAGUAAGGAUGGCAGGAUAAAGGUUGGAGACAGAAUCGUAGCAGUGGGUGAUGAACCUGUGGCAGGACUGUCAGUGGACAAGGUGUCCAGUUUGAUUCUCAAACACCGGGUCACUGUCAAGCUCUCCAUCAGCCGCUCCAGGAGCCUCCCUCCCUCCUCUCCCCUGUCGUCUCUCACCGAUCCCUGCUCUCUCUCCCCUGCUUCCUCCCUGACUCCCCCCGCCUCCUCCUCCUCCUCCGCUUCCUCUCCAUCCCUCAACACCACGCAGACCUCCCCCACGGGGCUGUCUGAUUGGCUCGGAUCGGCUCCUGCGACUUGUUCCGACCCCCAGAGCUGCCCGGUUGUGGCUGGCAGGGAAUCGACCAUAGAGAUUUGUAAAGGGAGCGUCGGCCUGGGCCUCAGCAUCGUGGGAGGAUGUGACACUCUGCUGGGGGCAGUAAUAAUCCAUGAAGUAAAUUAUGGAGGAGCAGCACAGAGAGAUGGAAGGCUGCAGGCUGGAGACCAGAUAUUAGAGGUAAACGGCAUAGACCUGCGGCAGGCCACUCACGAUGAAGCCAUCGGCGUGCUGCGGCUCACCACCCAGCGCGUUCGCCUGUGCGUCUUCAGGCACCAGGAGGCCUACAGGGAGGAGGACCUGUGGGACGUCUUCAGCCUGGAGCUGAGGCCUCGACCCGGAGAGGGGCUGGGGUUCACCACUGUGGGCAAGAGUAAUGACACGGGCAUCUUUGUGUCAGAUAUCAUCAGAGGAGGCGUAGCAGAUUCAGAUGGCAGGUUGUUGCUAGGUGACCAGAUUCUGUCAAUCAACGGGGAGGACGUCCGCGCGGCAUCGCAGGAACACGCACAGAAGCUUCUGCAGGGCUGCAGUGCAGCGGUUCACCUGGAGGUGGCGCGCUUUAAAGCCGGACUGCAGUACUCACAGCGCAGCCAGGAGUACUUUAAGUUGUGUUUUAUCCAGAGCGAAGACUCCUCCGACUGCUCCACCCUGACCCCAUCAAGAGGAUGUGAUGCUUCCAUCGGCCACCAGAGGGAGACAGAUAACAAACCAGGGAGCGACUCAUUUCAGGACUACCCCGGCAUCAGAAAAGUAAUAAUACAGAAGGGUCCACGUGACUCCCUGGGCAUCAGUGUAGCAGCAGGAGGAGUGGGCAGUCCCCAUGACAACGUACCUCUUUUUAUUGCUUCCAUGGAUACCAAUGGACUGGCUGCCAAAACACAGCAAUUACAGACAGGAGACCGGAUCGUCAGUAUCAAUGACGUGUCCACGGAGGGAAUGACUCACGUCCAAGCUGAACUCUUGCUGAAGAACGCCACCGGAAGCGUCAGUCUGCAGGUGGCGGCAGGUUCCGGCGGCUGCAGCACAAAGGACCACAAUGAUGUGCACGUCCGGUCGGCAGGCCAACCCAGCAGCCUGCCUCGCUUUCACAACAACCUCCGCACUCGCAUGUACAAGAGCAUCACUCUGGAGAGAGGCUCGUCGGGCCUGGGCUUCAGCAUCGUAGGAGGGUUCGGCAGCCCUCACGGAGAUCUGCCCAUCUACAUCAAAACCGUCUUCAACAAGGGGGCGGCCGUGGAGGACGGCAGGCUGAAGCGCGGCGAUCAGAUCAUCGCCGUGAACGGACGCUGUCUGGAGGGCGUGACUCACGCGGAAGCCGUGGACAUCCUGAAGAAGACCAAGGGAACCGUAGUCCUCACUGUGCUCUCCUGAGACGCAGCCUAAUGUAAUGUAGCCUCCAAACGUGGAGAGUUAAAGUGAGAUUUGAUUUGUGUAGAAGUGUGAAUGUAUCUGUCCUUAGUUUGGGGAAGCUACCUCUGACUGCACACACACACACACACAGCCUGGGUGUGUUUACAUGCACGCAGUAUUCCCAUUAUUUAAAUUAAUGUGUUUAUGUUUUAUGAAUCUUCAUCUCCAGAUCAUGAAUAUUUUUUAAAUGACCACAGGAGCGACGCUCGUAGAAACCAAAGCAAACUAAAGCUGACGUUAAAUAAGCCAACGCUGCAACGCCCCCUGCUGACGAUGACAUGUUGUGUCUUAGUUAUCUCGUUAUCUCUGAUGUAACUUUCUCUUUUUGUAACUAAACGUGACGUCCGUUAAUGCUCAUGCCGGCCGCACGCUGAAUGCAAACAUCUCUUAAGAAUCAAAGUCAUGUGUGUGUUUACUUCACUCUCUCUCUAGACCAGGGGUCUUCAACCAGGGGUCCACGACCUCCAGGGGGUCUGCAGAGGUACUGCAGACAAUGACAGUGACUGAAUGUGAGAAACUACAAACAGUGAUGGCACUUGCACUCCAAUUAGAUGAAUCAGUGGACAUGCAAAGAUGCACAGCUCUUGGCAUUAAAUAACCAAUAAUAAUAUGCAUGAACUUUUAAUCAAUCAUAAACACAUAUAGGCUCGUAACCCAGCAUAUAAAUAGGUUAUUAAUGUGAAAUAAAAGUUAUUAUAGUCCAGGCUUGUACAUGUGGGCUCCCUGUUCUUUGUCUCUCGCCCACGAGGUCCGUGGGCUGAAACAGGUUGAAGACUCCUGACUCGCGUUCAUUCAGAGUUAACCACUGUGAUCGACUCCUAAGACCCAAAAACAUGCCAAGUGCUUCUGCCAAUCUCUCUUUUUUUUAUUAUUAUUAUUUACGGCAUUAAAGGUUUUAGGACAUUUGCUUUUCUUCUUCUUCAUUCUUCAUCAUGACGGCGUGAAUAAUCAUCGCGUGCUCCGUGACAUGAUGUUGAUAAUUAGCAGUGAUAAUCACCGUAUGUUGAACAGAACAGAAAGCAGCUUUUGUUACAUCUGUUAAAAGCAGCUGUUUGAACAUCAGCUGUGUGCGAUUUAUGUAUCGAUUUAUUAUUUAUUGCUUUUUCAUCUUUAACCUGAUUGUUUUUGUUUUUUUAGGGCUUCAGAUAAGUAUUGUUAUAGCGUAACGUGCAAUCUUUCUUUAGGAACCUUCUCAGCCUGUUUUUUAUGGAUGUGUUUACACUUUUCUUCAUUUCAUGUUAGUACUGUAGAGCUGCAACACACACCUGUGCUUGUUGUGUAACGCUGCAUACCUGGAUGUAUUGUA
Molecule: messenger RNA, 7345 nt
Organism: Larimichthys crocea (large yellow croaker)
Lineage: Eukaryota; Metazoa; Chordata; Actinopteri; Sciaenidae
Product: multiple PDZ domain protein
Exons: 45
Coding region: 154-6000 (1948 amino acids)
Molecular function (GO): protein binding
Source: RefSeq, a predicted model, not a curated record